CCGCCAAGCGUCUAACUCGAAAUCCUAAUCCGGUUAUAUAAAAUGUCCAUCCAAUCCGCACCACACCACACGACAAAAUUCUCCUCGCGGCAACAUCAUGAUCAUCAUCGUAGACCUGCUUCUGAUGCUCAUCGACCUGACCUACGCCAUCCUGGCCGCAGUUGUCCAGACUUUUCUGCGCCCGAGGCUGAAGUGCAUAGACGGGGAGCUGUGCCUGAUCACCGGGGCCGGGGGCGCCCUGGGCCGCCUGUUCGCCCUGGAGUUCGCCAAGGAGGGCGCCCGUCUGGUUUUAUGGGACUGCAACGCGGCUGCCAAUGAACGCACCGCCCAGCUGGCCCGGGAUCUUGGCGUCAAGGUGCACGCCUACACGGUGGAUCUGUCGCGGCGGGAGAGCAUCUACGAGGCGGCGGGGCGAGUGAGGACGGAGGUCGGGGACGUGUCCAUGUUGGUCAACAACGCGGGCGUUGUGGCUGGCAGGAGGCUGCUGGAAUGCCCCGAUGAGCUUCUGGAGCGCACCCUACUCGUCAACUGCCACGCUUUGUUCUGGAUGACCAAGGCCUUCCUGCCUCAGAUGAAGGCAAAGAACCACGGUCACAUCGUAACCGUUGCAAGUGCUCUUGGCCUCUUCAGCACUGCAUGUGUGGAAGAUUACUGUGCCAGUAAAUUUGGGGCAGUCGGUUUCCACGAGUCACUGACCCACGAGUUGUUAGCAGAAGAGCUGGAUGGAAUUAAAACCACGCUAAUUUGCCCUUACAUUGUGGACACGGGGAUGUUUGCAGGCUGCGAAAUAAGGAAGGAGCUUCGCAGUCUAAUCCCACCAUUGGAGCCUCUGUACACCGUUCAGCAGUCCAUGACAGCCAUUUUGGCAGAACAGCAAAUGAUUUGCAUCCCUCGCCUUAUGUACAUCCCGUUUUUGACACGAGCUUUAUUACCAUGGGAUGCAAAUCUUGCCACAUAUCGCUUCAUGGGAGGAGACAAAUGUAUGCUGCCCUUCAUCAAGAACGUUGAACAGAGGACAUGUAAUGGCCAUAUAAAAUCAUCAUGAGACUCCCGUCGUUGCUUCUACAAUAUUU
Molecule: messenger RNA, 1073 nt
Organism: Syngnathus acus (greater pipefish)
Lineage: Eukaryota; Metazoa; Chordata; Actinopteri; Syngnathiformes; Syngnathidae
Product: retinol dehydrogenase 10-B-like
Exons: 5
Coding region: 98-1045 (315 amino acids)
Cellular component (GO): lipid droplet
Molecular function (GO): oxidoreductase activity, acting on the CH-OH group of donors, NAD or NADP as acceptor
Source: RefSeq, a predicted model, not a curated record